UCUUGGAUCUCGUUUUUCUAUUUAUUCUAUUUAUUUAUUUAUUGGUUCUUAAGACGCGAGGGGGAUGGUGGCGGAGCGCGCCCGCAAAGCGGCAGCCACCGGCACUCGCGGCCCUGGGGAGCUGGGCGCGCCUGGGCCGGGGACAGUGGCGCUGGCGGAGCAGUGCACGAGGCUGCCGAGCCCCGGGUGCUGCGGACUGCUGGCUCUGGCGCUGUGCUCGCUGGCGCUCAGCCUGCUCGCCCACUUUCGGACCUCCGAGCUGCAGGCCCGGGUGCUGCGCCUGGAAGCGGAGCGCGGGGAGCAGCAAAUGGAGAAAGCUAUUUUGGGACGAGUCAACCAACUGCUGGACGAGAAAUGGAAGUUCUACUCACGCAGGCGCCGGGAGGCUCCCAAGAUGUCUCCAGGAUGUAACUGCCCACCAGGACCUCCUGGACCCACUGGAAGACCUGGACUCCCAGGGAACAAGGGUGCCAUUGGGAUGCCUGGACGUGUGGGUAUCAAAGGUCAACCAGGAGAGAAGGGUGCCCCUGGAGAUGCGGGGAUGUCCAUCAUCGGGCCUCGAGGCCCCCCUGGCCAGCCAGGCACUCGAGGCUUCCCUGGAUUUCCGGGUCCUAUUGGUCUUGACGGCAAGCCGGGCCACCCCGGACCUAAAGGAGAGACGGGCCUGGUGGGUCCCCGAGGACAACCGGGACCCCCAGGACAAAAGGGAGAAAAGGGUCAGUGUGGCGAGUACCCACACCGGCUGUUGCCUCUCCUCAAUUCAGUGCGUCUGGCUCCACCCCCAGUCAUUAAAAGGCGGACCUUUCAGGGGGAACAAGGCCAGGCUGGCAUCCAAGGCCCUCCAGGACCACCAGGGCCCCCAGGACCAAGCGGCCCUCUGGGACACCCAGGACUGCCGGGGCCUAUAGGGCCACCUGGUUUACCUGGGCCUCCUGGACCAAAGGGAGACCCAGGGAUCCAGGGCUACCAUGGCCGCAAGGGAGAGCGGGGCAUGCCGGGCAUGCCAGGCAAGCACGGAGCCAAGGGGGCUCCUGGGAUUGCCAUGGCUGGGAUGAAGGGUGAGCCCGGGACUCCAGGAGCCAAGGGUGAGAAGGGGACUACAGGCUCCCCUGGGCUCUCAGGCCUCUUGGGGCAGAAGGGAGAAAAAGGUGAUGCAGGCAAUGCCAUUGGAGGAGGCAAGGGGGAACCCGGCCCCCCAGGGCUCCCUGGGCCCCCAGGGCCAAAGGGAGAAGCUGGUGUUGACGGCCAGGCUGGCCCCCCAGGACGGCAAGGAGACAAGGGACAGUCAGGAGCAGCUGGGGAGCAGGGACCAGCCGGCCCCAAGGGCUCCAAGGGUGAACCCGGCAAGGGAGAGAUGGUGGACUAUAAUGGAAACAUCAACGAGGCACUGCAGGAGAUCAGGACACUGGCCUUGAUGGGUCCUCCUGGUCUUCCUGGACAAACAGGCCCACCCGGACCUCCCGGGACUCCAGGCCAAAGGGGGGAGAUUGGACUGCCAGGCCCUCCGGGACACGAUGGGGACAAGGGACCUCGGGGAAAACCAGGAGAUAUGGGACCCCCUGGCCCCCAAGGGCCCCCGGGAAAGGAUGGGCCUCCAGGAAUGAAGGGAGAGGCUGGACCCCCAGGAAUCCCUGGGGAGAAAGGGGAGACAGGACAAGCAGGUCCCCAGGGUCUAGACGGCCCAACUGGGGAGAAAGGAGAACCAGGUGACCAAGGGAAGCCCGGAGCGACAGGAUUACCUGGGCCCAUCGGGCUCCCGGGAUUCACAGGAGAGAAAGGAGAAACUGGGGAGAAAGGUGACCCAGGAGCGGAGGUUCCCGGGCCGCCAGGGCCAGAGGGGCCUCCAGGACCUCCGGGCCUCCAAGGUGUUCCUGGACCAAAGGGAGAAGCAGGCCUGGAUGGCACCAAAGGAGAGAAGGGAUCCCAGGGAGAAAAGGGAGACCGAGGGCCUCUGGGAUUGCCUGGUACUCCAGGACCAAUCGGAGUUCCAGGCCCCGCCGGACCAAAGGGCGAGAGGGGCAGCAAAGGAGACCCAGGGCUGACAGGACCAACGGGAGCAGCAGGACUUCCUGGUUUACAUGGACCACCCGGGGACAAAGGAAACCGGGGGGAGAGGGGGAAGAAAGGCUCUAGAGGGCCUAAAGGGGAUAAAGGGGACCAAGGAGCACCUGGACUAGACGCCCCCUGCCCGCUGGGCCACCGAGGUUUUAAAGGAGAGAAAGGGGAGCCGGGGCUACCAGGGCUGGACGGACUGGAUGCCCCAUGCCCACUGGGAGAAGAUGGCUUACCAGUCCAAGGCUGCUGGAACAAGUGACGCCUCUAACCUCGGAUUGGCCUGUGUGUGUGUUUGUACAUAGGAUAUUUAUUUGUAUACAGUUUUCACUUUUUGAAAAUGCCCAAAGUAUGAUGCAUCUUACAGAUCAUUUAAAAAGAGGAGGAAAAAAACCUGAAUAUUUUGUACAGAAAAUAACCUGUUCCCUUUUGUUUACAAGACAUUUUUGUAUAAAUCUGUUUCUAAUACGCUGUCUGUGAGUCUGCUCGUAAUGUUGCAUGAUAUUUGUGCACACUUAUUAAACAUCACAGCUUAAUAAAUUAUUGUGUUCCAGUGCCAAAGGGGGCCUGCCAGCAAAGAGGUCUGCGAGCUUACGUGUGAAUUCACAAAAAUGUGGAGGUCCAUGAUGUUUGCCAGACUAGAUGUAUCUGAUAAUAUUUUAAACUUCAACUGACUUUCAUUAUUAUUAAAAAAAUGA
Messenger RNA from Onychomys torridus (southern grasshopper mouse), 2750 nucleotides. RefSeq names its product collagen type XIII alpha 1 chain (gene Col13a1). The coding region runs from base 65 to 2314 and encodes 749 amino acids. The record is from RefSeq and is a predicted model, not a curated record. The transcript is spliced from 41 exons. Lineage: Eukaryota; Metazoa; Chordata; Mammalia; Rodentia; Cricetidae.